This is a messenger RNA of Erinaceus europaeus (western European hedgehog), 1919 nucleotides long. It is a transcript of the gene DAO, whose product is annotated as D-amino acid oxidase. The record is from RefSeq and is a predicted model, not a curated record. NCBI's taxonomy places the organism in Eukaryota, Metazoa, Chordata, Mammalia, Eulipotyphla, Erinaceidae. The coding region runs from base 113 to 1156 and encodes 347 amino acids. The transcript is spliced from 11 exons. Gene Ontology annotation, molecular function: FAD binding; D-amino-acid oxidase activity.
GGGCAGAAGACUGAGGACAGGAGCUACCCCCCAAGAGACCAGACCUACCCGAGAGGUGACAGCAUUGCCUCCUGGAUUUAGAAGUCAGGGACACCUGUCCACAGGCAGCACCAUGCGCGUGGUAGUGUUGGGAGCUGGCGUCUCCGGCCUGUCCACCACGCUCUGCAUCCACGACCGCUACCGCUGGGCACUGCCCUUCCUGGAGGUGAACGUCUAUGCGGACCGCUUCACCCCGCUCACCACCACCGAUGCGGCUGCCGGCCUCUGGCAGCCCUACCUCUGCGACCCCAGCAACCCUCAGGAGGAACGCUGGCAUCAGCAGACCUUCAAUCACCUGCUGAGACAUCUGCACUGUCCCCAGGCCGACCGCAUGGGCCUGGCCCUCGUCUCCGGCUACAACCUUUUCCGCGAAGCCGUGCCGGACCCUUUCUGGAAGAACACUGUGCUGGGGUUCCGGAGGCUGAGUCCCAGGGAGCUGGACAUGUUCCCUGGCUACAGUUACGGCUGGUUCAGCACAAACCUGAUUCUGGAGGGGAAGAGGUACCUUCAGUGGCUGACUGACAGGUUAGCUGAGAGAGGUGUGAAGUUCUUCCAUCGGAAGGUGGAGUCUUUUGAAGAGGUGGCUCGAGGAGGCGCGGAUGUGAUCAUCAACUGCACAGGGGUGUGGGCAGGGGAGCUGCAGCCUGACCCCCAGCUGCAGCCUGGCCGGGGCCAGGUCAUCCAGGUGCAGGCCCCCUGGAUAAAGCACUUUAUCCUGACCCACGACCCCCAGCAAGGCAUCUACAGGUCCCCGUACAUCAUCCCAGGGAUGGACACAGUGACUCUCGGGGGCGUCUUCCAGCUGGGGGACUGGAGGGAGGUUAACGACAGCCAGGACCACCAUAGCGUCUGGGAAGGCUGCUGCAAGCUGGUCCCCUCUCUGAAGGAUGCAAAAAUCAUGGGUGACUGCACUGGCUUCCGGCCUGUCCGCUCCCAGGUUCGAGUUGAAAGAGAGCAGCUCCGCUUUGGACCUUCUGACGUGGAGGUUAUCCACAACUACGGCCAUGGCGGCUUCGGGCUCACUAUCCACUGGGGCUGUGCCCUGGAGGUGGCCGAGCUCUUCGGGAAAAUUCUAGAAGAAAGGAAAUUGCUUGGGAAGCUGCCGUCCCACCUCUAGGAUGCCAGCGGAUGCUGUCUCUCCAAUACCAUCUCCCACCCUCUAAAUAGUGUGCUCCCCCCAAUGCCAGCCUUCGUUCCCCACCCUCUGGCUUCGUGGCAAGAAGCUGGAGGGGAGAGGAGCUGUGAGGCCAGUUCCUGAAGACAAGACCUGCUGACCAGUAAGGUCUCCCCAUCCUCUCUGGGCCUGUCCUUACAAGGCACCGGGAGGCGGUCACCACAUGAGUCCUUGGAGGAGAACACUCAGAAAAUCCAAGAGGGGCCGAGCCGUGGCACACGUGGUUGAACACGCACGCUGCCAUGAACAAGGACCUGGGUUCGAGCCUCCACGCGUCAUCUGCAGGGGGGAAGCUGUGUGAACAGUGAAACAGGACUGCAUGUGUCUCUCCCUCUCUGUCCCCUUCCUUCUCCAUUUAUCUGUCCUAUCAAAUAAUAAAUCAAUUCAUUAAAUUUAAAAAGUUUGUCGGAAGCAGUGGUGAUCUUAGUCUCCUGAGAGAAGUGAGAAAGCCCAGCCAGUUUCUGAUGGGGAAAAAAGCAAAGGGAGAAAAGAAAAAAGAAAGAAAAGAAAAUACAAGGAGGGGCCGGGUGGUGGCGCACCUGGUUGAGUGCACAUGUUACAGCCGCCACCUGCAGGGGGAAAGCUUCACAAGUGGUGAAGCAGGGCUGCAGAUGUCUCUCUCUGUCUCUCUCCCUAUCUCCCCCUUCCCUCUCAGUUUCUGACAGUCUCUAUCCAGCAAAUAAAUAAAGAUUAAAAAAAAAGAAAA